UUCCCCCUCGUCUCUCUCUCUCUCUCUCUCUCUCUCUCUUUGUGCUCUUCCACGACCAAUUCCCUCAUCUCUCCGUUCACCCUCCCACGUCUCUCCUCUAUCUAAUUUUUUUUUUCUCCCCUUAAAUUUAGCAACAAUGUAUUCGAUCACGCACAUCGGUUUAUCCGGGGCGUCUCUCUCCUCUUCGUCUUCACUCUUUCCCCCCUUUUGGAUUCGGGGAGAGAGCUAUGGGAGUUUCCGAUUCGACCUUCUCCGUCGGAGAGAUCUCGUUGUGGUUUUAGUGGAGGAGGGUUAGGGUUAGUGUGAGGCUUCGGAUUGUGCAGAUAUUGUUUAAUCGGUGAAUUUGAUGUCAUGCAACAACACAUCAUUAAAUUACAAUUAAAUGGAGAUGACUGCAAGUACCAUCCUGGAAUCUACAAAAUGCUCUCAACAUGACAUUACCUCUCGUGUCUUCCCUAGUCCGUGCCCAAGCCCUCGAUCAUUUGCAAACCCAGAAGCAACAUAUGAGGGACCAUCAAGCAACAAGACAAAUUUGGAAACAAUCGACAACGACAGUGCUUUUUAUUUGAAGAAUUUGGAUACAUACCCAAGUGGGCCAAGUCACUACCCAACCGCAUGUCCAAGUCCCAAAUUGCUGACAAUCUCAGAAACAAAUUCUACCUCACUAUCAACCACAAACUCCACAGAAGUACAUACAAUUACUGCAUAUACAAUGACUAGCGCUGGAAACUAUACUGAUUCCAACACCACACUAAACAGAUCCAGUGUCAGUAGCGAUAGGAGUGAUAGCAUAGAUGGUAACACUCCCAUGCCAAACAUAAGACGGCACACCGGUGGUGAUUGCCGUUGGGAGGCCGUCCAACUGGCUAAUUCUAGAGACCCACCCCUUAGUUUAGGUCAUUUUAGGCUCCUCAAGCGAUUGGGAUAUGGGGAUAUUGGUAGUGUCUAUCUUGUUGAACUUAGGGGAACCGGUACAUUUUUUGCAAUGAAAGUGAUGGAUAAGGCAUCCCUUGUCAAUAGAAAUAAGCUUAUUAGGGCACAGACAGAGAGAGAGAUUCUGAGCCUUCUCGAUCAUCCCUUCUUGCCAACGUUAUACUCACACUUUGAGUCGGAGAAGUUUUAUUGCUUGGUCAUGGAGUACUGCAAUGGUGGGAACCUCCAUUCUCUCCGACAGAAGCAGCCUAAUAAGUAUUUCACUGAACAAGCUGCUAGAUUCUAUGCAUCCGAGGUGCUGCUCGCGCUUGAGUACCUGCACAUGCUUGGUGUCGUGUAUCGUGACCUGAAACCGGAAAACGUGCUGGUCCGGGAAGAGGGCCACAUCAUGCUCUCUGACUUUGACCUCUCCCUGCAAUGCUCCGUUAGCCCGACCCUUGUCAAAUCCUCUUCUGUCCACUCUGCCAUCAACAGCAGUGGCAAAGGCAUGCUUGACGGUGGGAGCAUCAUCCAGGUCUGCAUCCAACCAUCGGCAUUCCUCCCCCGCAUUUUCCCAAAGAAACACCGCAAAUCAAGAUCCAACUUUGGGAUGGGCCAUCGCUCGUCCUUGGAAUUCAUGGCAGAGCCCACGAACGCGCGGUCAAUGUCAUUUGUCGGGACCCACGAGUACCUCGCACCAGAAAUCAUCAAAGGAGAGGGGCACGGCAGCGCAGUUGAUUGGUGGACGUUCGGCAUUUUCCUGUAUGAGCUCUUGUACGGGAACACCCCUUUCAAGGGGUCGGGUAACCGCGCCACGCUUUUCAAUGUUAUAGGGCAGCCACUAAGAUUUCCGGAUUCUCCACCUGUGAGCUCUGCUGCACAGGAUCUUAUUCGCGGAUUACUUGUGAAGGAUCCGGGAAAACGGUUCGCAUAUCAGAAGGGUGCGACAGAGAUUAAGCAGCAUCCGUUCUUUGAGGGCGUGAAUUGGGCGUUGGUGAGGAGCGCCAGCCCGCCACAUGUUCCAGAUCCCGUGAACUAUGGACAAUUUGCUGUUGUUAGUAAGGAGAAGAAGGCGGCAGAGGCUGUUAUCGUCUCUGGGGUUACUACCUCAGAAGGGAAGUGCGACUCUAGUGGUUCUUCUUACCUUGAUUUCGAGUAUUUUUAGAGUGGCGCUGUUUUAUUUAAAGAAGAGCUGCGCCAGGAACUUUUACCAUUUUCCCUUUGAGAGCAAUAGUGUCAUAAGUGCUCUGAUCUUUGCGAUUAUAGAGUUAUUAUCAUUAAGUGAAAUGCAUACACUUUGCUUCUCAAGUGCGGGGUACUCGCAGGACUGUCGGAUUGUUGCUCUUAGCACGCAACAAAGUUUGUAUUUGCUCACUCCUUUUCACAUCUGUCAUGUUUUUAUUUUGUAAGAAGUGUAACACUUAUUUGAAUCAUAUGUGUUUUGUUUGGGGGGUAAGAUAAAUGUCAAAGCGAUGUGCGCCACCUUGUAUGACAAUUUUGUUUGUUAAUUUUCUUUUUCUAUAA
Ananas comosus (pineapple) is the source of this 2436-nucleotide messenger RNA. RefSeq names its product serine/threonine-protein kinase RHS3-like. Bases 383 to 2077 code for a protein of 564 amino acids. The record is from RefSeq and is a predicted model, not a curated record. Gene Ontology annotation, molecular function: protein serine/threonine kinase activity; ATP binding. The transcript has 3 exons. Lineage: Eukaryota; Viridiplantae; Streptophyta; Magnoliopsida; Poales; Bromeliaceae. Gene Ontology annotation, biological process: protein phosphorylation. Gene Ontology annotation, cellular component: cytoplasm; nucleus; plasma membrane.